AUGGUCGGCAGGGAACUGGAGGGUGUGUUUGUUUACCUUGGGGCCCACGAGUUCCCGGACACCAAUGACACCUCGACCGCUGUAGUGGCCUCUCUUGUUAGUGUCCAUGAUGCUUAUGACGACUACAAAAAGUUGAACGACAUUGCACUGGUCAAGCUCUCGUCGCCAGCGAACUUCACGCUUAAAGUAAGCCCGGCCUGCCUGGGACUCGAUGGGGAUGUGCAGGUCGGCGACAAGGUGGUGGUGGCAGGCUGGGGCAAGUUAACAAACGAGGGAGAUGAGUUCCCGAAAACACUGAUGAAGGUCGACCUAGAGGUAGUGGAUCCGAUGAUAUGUAAGGAAUCAUACAAUGGCACCAUCGAAAUUAAUGACAACAUGAUGUGCUCGUUUGCCAGUGGCAAAGACUCCUGUGUGGGGGACAGCGGCGGCCCCCUGCUGGUUGAGGUAGGAUUGGGACAGUGGGUUGCGGUGGGCGUGGUGAGCUUCGGAGCGGGGUGUGCCCAGGAGUACCCAGGAAUUUACACUCGUGUCUCAAAGUACCACAACUGGAUCAACGAAAUCGUCCAAGACCCCCAGUGCUAAGGCUGCUCCCGUAUACACGAGCGUAUUACACUCACAUAUACACACACACACACACCUCUGACGAACGACUAAGAUUGCUGGAGACUGCGUUGGCGCACAACUGAAGACACUUUCACCCCUUGGCUUGCUAAAGACCGGAGAAACCAUGGCGACGAAGAAUUAUUCCAUCAGAAAUGCACAAAAACUUUCUACAGCGUGAACGAUAAUGAAAACUCUCAAGGAACGACCAAAAUGAAGCAACAAGGAGACGAAAAUGUUCAACCACGACUAUGAACCCCCAAAGAAAGUUUCGUAAACUUAACAGUUCAAAUUAGUUUCAACAAGACGAAUAAAGCAAAAUUUUCGCUAAAACAAAAGAAAUUCUGAGAUCUGCAAAGCCUCACCAAGUAAAACUAUCCUACAAAUUUCCUUAAAAGAAUAACUAUAUCAAAGUUCAGCUAACCAGAACAACCUGAGAAUUUGUCACUUGUCUGAAGAACAUUUCCAGAUACUAUCACUUGUCUGCAGAACAUCUCCAGAUACUAUCACUUGUCUGCAGAGCAUUUCCAGAUACUAUCACUUGUCUGCAGAACAUCUCUAGAUACUAUCACUUGUCUGCAGAACUGUACCACUUACCUAAGAUGAACAAUAAUUGUGUAAGGUGAAUGAAGGCGCAUUAAUGAAACCAUAUUUUCUUCUUUCUAAUAGAUUUAAAUUAACAUGUAUAAUCUUGCCAAGGGGGAUAUCAAUUUUGAGAGUACAGU
Homarus americanus (American lobster) is the source of this 1325-nucleotide messenger RNA. RefSeq names its product chymotrypsin-like protease CTRL-1. Bases 1 to 582 code for a protein of 193 amino acids. Gene Ontology annotation, biological process: proteolysis. The record is from RefSeq and is a predicted model, not a curated record. Gene Ontology annotation, molecular function: serine-type endopeptidase activity. The transcript is spliced from 4 exons. NCBI's taxonomy places the organism in Eukaryota, Metazoa, Arthropoda, Malacostraca, Decapoda, Nephropidae.